CGCCGCCGCCGCCGCCGCUGCCGCCGAGCCGGGCCAGGAGGGAGCCGCCCCCCGCGAGGCCGCCGGGCCCUCGGUUUAAAUGUAAGACUGGCUGUUUAGUUCUCCUUCUAAGAGGACGUUGUCCCCAGAGGCCUGGUGGUUACUGCACAUAUAGUGUAAAUAGUGUCGUGCCUGGUACUUAGGUGCUGAGGAAGAUUGGGAGGCUACGUGACCUUGUGGGAACAUUUCUGGCGCAUUGAUCCAACAAGCCACAGAGCCAUAAUGUGGCAAAGCAUCCUUUUUGAGAGGUGAAUGUUACGGAAUGAAGAUGGCUGACAGAGGUGGGAAGGCUGUUCCCGGGCAGGUGUAUAUUGAAGUGGAAUAUGAUUACGAAUACGAAGCGAAGGACAGAAAGGUCGUGAUAAAACAAGGGGAGCGAUACAUCCUGGUGAAGAAGACCAACGAUGACUGGUGGCAGGUGAAGCUGGAUGAGAGCUCCAGAGCGUUUUAUGUGCCUGCCCAGUAUGUGAGGGAGGUCGGCCGCAGAGCCCUGAUGCCGCCUGUGAAGCAGGUGGCGGGGCUGCCGGAUCAUUCUGUGAAACCGCUGCAGAGUCUCCACCUUCAGAGGUCGACGGAAAAUGUGAACAAAUUGCCCGAGCUUUCAAGUUUUGGAAAGCCAUCGCCGCCUGUUCAAGGCACAGGUCUUAUUCGUGAUGCCAAUCAGAAUUUUGGACCCAGUUAUAUUCCAGGUCAGACUGUCAACCUCAGCCUGGACCUGACCCAUAGUGAUGGAAAGUUCAACAGUGACUCACAUUCUCCCAAAGUUUCUGGCCAGAAUCGGACACGGUCGUUUGGUCACUUUCCUGGUCCGGAGUUCUUGGACGUAGAGAAAGCUGGCUUCUCCCAGGAACAGUCUUGUGAUUCAGCAGGAGAAGGCUCGGAACGGAUACAUCAGGAUUCAGAGUCCGGUGAUGAGCUUAGCAGCAGCUCCACCGAGCAGAUAAGGAUAUUUUUGCUAUUGAGGGCCGAAGAGGGGAAGAAGGUCUUUGCAGAUAUGAUUAAGGCGACAACACCUCCAAAUCAAGGGCGGCCAGAUUCUCCUGUCUACGCUAACCUGCAAGAGCUGAAAAGAUCCCAGUCGGCUCUCCCCCCGAUCCCUGGAAGCCCAGCAGUUCAGAUUCACGGAGACUGGGAAACUCAUAAAGAUAGUGCAGGGCGUUGUUACUACUAUAACAGAGGGACACAGGAAAGAACUUGGAAACCCCCUCGUUGGACUCGAGAUACGAACAUAAGCAAAGGAGAGUCCCAGAGUCCGGGAGAUCAAGAGCUUCUUUCAUCAGAAGAAAACUACCACAGCAUUUGUUACAGACAGUCAGAUAGUCAGUGUGGUUCUCCUCCAAGGGGUUGGUCAGAAGAGUUGGAUGAACGUGGGCAUACCUUGUAUACCAGUGACUGUACUAAUGAAAAGUGGCUCAAGCAUGUUGACGAUCAAGGUAGACAAUACUACUACAGUGCAGAUGGAUCUCGGUCAGAAUGGGAGUUGCCAAAGUAUAAUGCCUCAUCUCAGCAGCAAAGAGAAAUUAUUAAAAGUAGGAGUCUGGACAGGCGGCUGCAAGAACCAAUAGUGUUAACAAAGUGGAGACAUAGCACCAUUGUGCUGGACACCAAUGACAAGGAAUCUCCAACUGCCUCAAAACCCUGCUAUCCUGAAAAUGAGUCUUCUCCCUCUUCACCAAAGAACCAAGAUACAGGUCAAGAGAAAUAUGGAUUAUUAAAUGUAACAAAAAUUACUGAAAAUGGGAAGAAGGUUCGAAAGAACUGGUUGUCUUCUUGGGCCGUGUUGCAGGGUUCAUCUUUACUGUUUACCAAAACUCAAGGAAGUAGCACAAGUUGGUCAUUCUGCCGGCAGGGCUCAGUCUCUGAGCUCCUGCUCUCGCUGCUUUCUUCUUGGACAGACUCUGUCAGCCGCCGGCCUGCUGUCGCAUAUGUAAAAUCUGCUCCUGUGUCCGCUGUCACUUUUGGGAGUAAUCAGUCCAAACCAGAGUUCACGGUGGACCUUAAGGGGGCAACGAUUGAGAUGGCUUCAAAGGAUAAAUCCAGCAAAAAGAAUGUAUUUGAGCUGAAAACCCGUCAAGGAACAGAACUGCUGAUUCAGUCUGAUAAUGACGUUGUUAUCAAUGAGUGGUUUAAAGUUCUUAGUAGCACUAUCAGUAAUCAGAUGGUAGAACCCGAUGAAGCGAUUGAGGAGGAUAUACCAGAUUCACCAGGAAUAGAAAAGCACGAUAAAGAAAAGGACCAUAAGGAUCUGAAGAAAUUGCGCUCCACGAAAGUAUCUAGCAUAGAUUCUUCAGAACAGAAAAAAACCAAGAAAAACUUAAAGAAAUUUCUUACACGACGCCCCACUUUGCAAGCUGUUCGUGAAAAAGGUUAUAUUAAAGAUCAGGUGUUUGGAGCCAAUCUUGCUAAUCUGUGUCAGAGAGAGAAUGGCACAGUGCCAAAAUUUGUGAAAUUGUGCAUUGAACAUGUUGAACAAUAUGGGUUGGAUGUUGAUGGGAUUUAUAGAGUUAGUGGCAACCUUGCAGUGAUCCAGAAGCUGAGGUUUACAGUCAAUCAUGAUGAGAAAUUGGACUUGAAGGAUAGUAAAUGGGAAGAUAUUCAUGUCAUCACUGGAGCACUGAAAAUGUUUUUUCGAGAAUUACCAGAACCUCUUUUUACAUUUAAUCAUUUUAAUGAUUUUGUUAAUGCAAUUAAACAAGAACCAAGACAGCGUGUCUCUGCUGUGAAGGAUCUAAUCAAACAGUUGCCAAAGCCAAAUCAGGACACAAUGCAGACUCUGUUUAGACAUCUCAAAAGAGUUAUAGAGAAUGGAGAGAAAAACAGAAUGACGUAUCAGAGUAUAGCAAUUGUGUUUGGUCCCACUCUGUUAAAGCCAGAGAAGGAGACUGGCAACAUAGCAGUUCAUACCGUCUACCAGAAUCAGAUUGUAGAGUUAAUUCUUCUCGAGAUAAAUUCCAUCUUCGGACGUUGACUCUUACUGAAGGCAACCUGUGGAAUAGAAGCCGGAUUUCAUCAGAUUCCAAGUCCUUAUAUCUGAUGUAUUUUAUGUUUGGACCAAGCAGUGACUCUUUGAUUUUGCACUUUUCUGAGGGAUCAGAAGGGAAUGGGAGAGUCCAGAUGUGUGAUAGGCCCUCAUAUUUGCUGCUUUGUUGCAAGUUGAUAGAACUGUGUGUACGUUUGAAUUAAUUUUAUCCUGAAUGUUUGCAUUUCAUACUCUGAAUUUCAGUAAAAAUCACAACUUGCGAUUCCAACCAGUCAUAUACACUGGAUAAUUUGGUAAGAAUACUACAUUUUUUCUCCUCAAACUGGAUAACAUAGAAUUUCUUCUCAUGAUUCAAUAGGUUCAUCACUCGAUAGAACAAUACUUACUGUCAGCUAUUUUGAAAACGCUCCCGGGCAUUUGAAACAAAAUGAAGUAUAUCUGUUUUGAAACCUGUGUAUUUUUUUUCGGGGUUUCUGCAUGCAGUGGCAGUCUGAUUGCUAGGACCCAUUAUAACCCAGAUGCGAUCCCUUGAUGAAGGCUUGCUGUCUUUACGGAGUAGCACAGCAGCAUACUAAUAGUACUUAAAACACUGUGAUUUACUGGAGUUUAAUUUAGCAUAAGCCAGUUCAGGGUAUUUUGGGGCUGUCUGUGCUACACUGACUUGUAGCUAACAAUCCUAAUCUACCUAGUGCCAUACUGAGUUCUUGGUAUGACCCUGUGGAAACCAACGUUAUUUGAUGUAAAUACAGGCUAAAGACUCACUGUCCUUUAGCUUAUGUAUAUAAUUGUGUUAUAUAGUCUCAGAGUACAUUCUAACCUCUCAUUUCUAAUCACGAUAUUGGUAAUUCUCCGUGAAUGUUAGGUUUCCUCCAGAAAUAGGCCGUUAUUUGAGAAAGCUAACUGUGUGCACUUUUAGAUUUUAAUCACAUUUACAGGCAAAUCACUGUAAUGCAAAUGGUACUGGAACAAUGCUGAAUAGACUUGCUAAAUGGUAAAUGCACUACAAGAGGAACCUUUUAGAUUAUUUAAUAUGUACAGAAUACAUUAGAAAAAAUUUAUUACAGAAUUCUAACUCUGCAGUACGAAUAGUGGAAACCCAUAUGGAAAUGAGAGGGAUGUCAGAUCGAAAAUGACAUUGCUAAAUUUGAGAAUUUCCUUUUACAUUACUAUUGUAGAUUGGUUUGUAUAAUAAAACAGGGUUUGGAAGGUUUUGUUACAGAGAGCAUGGUCUGCUGAAGAUUUUUUAAAAUGUAUUUUUCUAGAUUAACUGCUGUAUAUGAAAUGUCUAAUCUGAAUAAAGAAAACUAUAAGAGGUUUAGAGAUUUUUCCAUUGGAAGUGUGCAUUUUGGUUUUUAAUUUUGUUUUGUUUUUGCAUUUACUGGCACACUCUUAUAAUACCUCAUUUAAAAAGAAAUCAACUGAAUCCAGUACUUCCUGUGGCAAAUGUUUUCCUCGUUUG
Messenger RNA from Physeter macrocephalus (sperm whale), 4478 nucleotides. It is a transcript of the gene ARHGAP12, whose product is annotated as Rho GTPase activating protein 12. Lineage: Eukaryota; Metazoa; Chordata; Mammalia; Artiodactyla; Physeteridae. Gene Ontology annotation, molecular function: protein binding. The coding region runs from base 302 to 3007 and encodes 901 amino acids. The record is from RefSeq and is a predicted model, not a curated record. Gene Ontology annotation, cellular component: cytoplasm. The transcript is spliced from 22 exons. Gene Ontology annotation, biological process: regulation of GTPase activity; signal transduction.